Messenger RNA from Eublepharis macularius, 1320 nucleotides. It is a transcript of the gene PRRX2, whose product is annotated as paired related homeobox 2. The record is from RefSeq and is a predicted model, not a curated record. NCBI's taxonomy places the organism in Eukaryota, Metazoa, Chordata, Lepidosauria, Squamata, Eublepharidae. The transcript has 4 exons. The coding region runs from base 18 to 767 and encodes 249 amino acids. Gene Ontology annotation, molecular function: DNA-binding transcription factor activity, RNA polymerase II-specific; DNA binding. Gene Ontology annotation, biological process: regulation of DNA-templated transcription.
GGGAGUCCUCGGGAGGCAUGGAAGGGGUUGCAGCCUACGGCAUGGACAAGCAAUUCGCCCCCAACCCGGUGCGGAUUUUGGAUCCUCCGGACAACCCCCAGGCGAGGAAAAACUUCAGCGUCAGCCACCUCCUGGACCUGGAGGAAGUGGCUGCCGGCAUGAACGGAGCCAAAGAGCCCGGCCCGGAGGCGAGGGACGGCGGCAAAGGCGCCCAGGAGCACUCCGGGGGCAGCAGCGGCAGCGAAGGAGGCGCGCUGCAAGAAGGAGAGAGCUUGAGCCCGACCCGCAGCUCCGCCAAGCGGAAGAAGAAGCAAAGGAGGAACCGCACAACCUUCAACAGCAGCCAGCUCCAGGCACUGGAGAGGGUGUUCGAGAGGACGCACUAUCCGGAUGCCUUUGUACGGGAGGAGCUGGCACGGAGGGUGAGCCUCAGUGAAGCCAGAGUGCAGGUAUGGUUUCAAAACCGAAGGGCCAAAUUCCGCCGUAAUGAAAGAGCCAUGCUAGCCAACAGGUCAGCCUCUCUUCUCAAAUCCUACAGCCAAGAUGCAGCCAUUGAACAACCCAUGGCCCCCCGACCUACCACCCUGAGCCCAGACUAUCUCUCCUGGUCUACCACAUCCCCAUACAGCAGCACAGUGCCUUCCUACAGUUCCAGUGGUGCCACUACACCCACCCAAGGGGUGAACAUGGCCAACAGCAUUGCCAGCCUACGCCUCAAAGCCAAAGAGUUCAGCCUUCAUCAGAACCAGGUGCCCACUGUGAACUGACAGCAGAGGCAUACAGCAUUUGGAAUCCUGCCUCUUUGUCUAGCACGUCUAGUUGGGAUGUACUCCUGCCACACAUACCAGCAUAAAUUCCAGAUGACCUCUGUGAUUCUCACACCAGCAACACCAGAUUUCAUUGUGCAGUCUCUUUGUUUCCUGCUGAAGACAGAGUGAGUUUCGACAAACCCGGUUAUAAAUUCUGUGGACCUCCCUUGGUAAGGAGGUGAGAGUUUCCACCUCAUUAUGCUUAAAAAGCUUUUUUAAAAAAUAGAAGGCCUAUGAACUCUCCAGGAAGAAAGAGAUCGAGUUAACCUGAACAAAUUUGCUCAAAAGUACCAAAAAACAGACUCACGACCCAAACAUGGAUUUAAUUUGAAUGCAAAGCAUCUGGAUGCCCAAAGAACUUCCAAGCGCUUGUAGGAACAGAAGCUGGAAAAGUAACCAGAUUACCCCCAUGAUUCACUCACCCCCCCCCCAUUUGUCCAAAAGUUUGGCUGACUUUGGUUAUACAAAAAGUGGCACAAUCUAGGCUAAUAAACCAGUGUUUGAAUUGACA